Messenger RNA from Suncus etruscus (white-toothed pygmy shrew), 399 nucleotides. It is a transcript of the gene MRPL52, whose product is annotated as mitochondrial ribosomal protein L52. The transcript has 5 exons. The coding region runs from base 8 to 382 and encodes 124 amino acids. The record is from RefSeq and is a predicted model, not a curated record. Gene Ontology annotation, cellular component: mitochondrial large ribosomal subunit. Lineage: Eukaryota; Metazoa; Chordata; Mammalia; Eulipotyphla; Soricidae. Gene Ontology annotation, molecular function: structural constituent of ribosome. Gene Ontology annotation, biological process: mitochondrial translation.
GCGCAGCAUGGCGGCUCUUAGGAUGCUGCUUCGGACAGGUGUCCGGAGGCUGCAUUGCAGCGCGGCCGCUCAGGCGGGCGGUGAGUGGCGACUUCAGCAGGGCCUGGCUGCCAACCCCUCUGGCUAUGGGCCCCUGACCGAGCUCCCGGACUGGUCCUAUGCGGAUGGCCGCCCUGCUCCCCCAAUGAAAGGCCAACUCCGAAGAAAAGCAGAGAGGGAAAAGUUUGCAAGACGGGUUGUGCUGCUAUCACAGGAAAUGGAUGCUGGAUUACAGAAAUGGCAACGCAAGCAGGAGGAGAAGCUGCAGGAAGAAGAAAGGAAGCAGAAAAGUGCCCUCAAACCCAAAGGGACUCUACUUCAGAGUCGAUUACCAAGCCAAUAAAGUAAUCCCUGUCUCCA